UGUUGCAACAGGUAGCAACGUGUUUUCAAGGUUGCGUACAGGCUUUAUAAGCGAGCGACAUCACUGGUGUUUUCAAAGUGGAAGCUACAGAAAGGACCUCGCUCAUCCAAGACGGAAGACCAUGCGCUUCGGAAAACAAAGAAAUAAUGUUGACAUCUUUGUCUAACCUACAACCGGUUCCCUCCUUACUUUUACGUGUUUACUCUGAUUUGUGUAUUGAAAGUUGCUCUUGUUUUUCCGGGUCUCGGUUUUAAUCAUCUGAUCUCCGGGAGGUUACAGGAGCCGCAACUUUACAAAUUCCCACUUUUUUUUUUCACCGUUGCCACUUUUAUUUGAGAUACUCGAGGUGCUCUGCUGUUAUUGGCCUGCCUUGCCUUUCCAUCAGGCUCUGCUGUUGGUGCUAGAGGACGCACACUUAUAAAGGAAGCUACACAUCAAACCGCACGGCCCCCUUCACGCUCAACCCCUGCGCUAUGAGCAGAGGUAGAGGAGGGCCUCUCAAAGAACACUACAACAGGCAUCCACCACCCGACUCCCAGGCCAACGAGAAUUACUUCAGACCUGGUCCAUCCUCACUCUACCCUAGAGCUGGCCCACAGCAGAGCCCAUAUUCAAGUUACCACAACAGCCCUGUCCGUCCCGUAGUGCCCAUACAGCCACCCCCAGCUCCUUCUCUCAUCCCCUCCGCUCCACCCAUACCAAAGCGCAGUAAAGUGGACCCUAAAUCAGAGGCCUCUAACAGCUCAUAUAAUCUGAAUCACGGUCUCGAUCCUGCUCCCAAUUCCUUUCAGUACCAACAGGCAGAGUUCCUCAGAGGACACAGCUCUGAGGCGCCACAGUUUAGAGCCAGUCCACGUGGAGGGGGAGGGGGAGGAGGAGGGGUCUCAGAUAGGCGUCCUAGUUCCUCAUACCAGCACCAGUCAGGCUACAGUAAAUAUUCAUCAUACCCCAACAACAGCUCAAAGGGUAGACGGGAGUAUAGUCAGGACCAAACUUCUGUAUACCCAGUAUCCCCGCGCGGCAACACAGGCCCUCAACCCCUGAAUCAAGACCAGUUUUACGGUACAAACCACAACCCAUACUCCAACAGACAGUGUCGCGUCCCAAUAGAUUCUGUGUGUGAACAUUUUCAGACUUUGUCCCUUCAUCGAGACAGACCAAAAAGAAGAGGAGAACGGUUUGACAGACAUUCUGCCUCCAGGAGUUUGGCAGAUUCACACUCUAGUAAAGUUGACCUAACUCUUACUUCUGACAUCCAGGACCAGGUUCAGAGGACUUUGGCUGCUUUGAGGCCAAGUGAGGGUAUCUCUGCAAAAUUGUUAGCCAAAAAACUGCAUCUUCCCAAAAAGAUAGUCAACCAAGCUCUUUACUUGUUGGCGCGCUCAAAGAAAGCCUCCAAGCAAGGACUCCUCCCUCCUGAGUGGAGUCUUUGCAGAGAACCUUUUAGAGGUGAGGAAGAUCAAAACUCUAAAGUACAAAGUCCACCUUCCCAUCUGUGUGUCAGCUCAGGACACCCUCCAGAAUCUGAAGCCAAGGUUGAACUAAAAACAGAAACAGCAGAAAACAGGGCACAAAGCAAAGAAGAGGACUCUGACGCAGCAUCCAGUUCUUCUUACUGCACCUCUUUAGAAUCAUCUGACUCUGAAGAGUCCCAGUCACCAGCGAAAGGUCAGCACCAGGAGAAACAACAUCCCAUCACUACCAGCUCACCUGAUCCACCACUUCCCACAAUGGCAGAACAGAAGGAGCUAGUUCUGCAGUACCUGCUGGCUUCAAGGGAGGCAACUGCUCUUGUCAUAGCCAAAAAUCUGGGUCUUAGGGGUACUAAGCAGGUCAAUCCAACCCUCUACUCGCUGGAGAAGCAAGGUGAAGUCAUUAAGAAUAGUGGAACUAACCCGCCCACCUGGGAGCUCUCCACCCACCGCAGAGAGAGGAUGGAAAGGAGCCUUAAAGCUUCAAAGAGCAGCCGUGCUGAGGGGGAUCAGAUCCCAGAACCCAGUAGAGAUCAGAAGAGAGGAGAGUCCGUCUUUCUGUCGCCGUUACCAUUACCACCAAUACCAGGCCUCGAGCCACUGCCACUCCCAGAAGGUUGGAUGCCAGAGCAAAGUCGUAGUGAGGUGUCCCAGUCCUCAUUCCAGCCCCCCUCUAUCACCUCGUGUCAAGAUGAAGAGACCAACGAAGGACAGUGGGCUACUGACGACAUCCCAGAAUUCCUCAACGCCAUUCGCAGAGAGACAGAUGCUGGGAAACUGGCAGUAGAACAGGCCAACUCUGUGGGAACUGUAGCUGUGUCGCUGGCUGCUCCACCUCCCCAGAACCUGUGGGCCAAAUUACAGGAGGUGAGGCUGAAGAACCCCGUGAGUGGCCUCAUGGAGUACGCCCAGUAUCUGGGCCAUGACUGUGAGUUCCUGCUCCUCGACCAAUCAGGGCCCUCUCACGACCCACGAUUUCGUAUGCAGGUGAUGCUCAACAGAAGGCUGUUUCCUGUCGCAGAAGCUUCCAGUAAGAAAGUUGCAAAAAAGGAUGCGGCGGCUGCCACCCUGCGCAUUCUCAUCGGAGAGAGUCAGGCAGGGCCGAGUACGGGAGACGAGGGAAAUACUGUCGGUGCGGACCAAGUGAUGGAUGUACUCCCAGACACCAGUGGGCAAGCUGAAGGCGCAGCAGGGGCUUUUGGGACUAGUAGUGUGGAAGGAAUGGGUACAGUGGAAGGACCUUGCCAGCCGCUGUCCCGCUCCCUGCCUGGUGGGAAGAAUCCGGUGUCCGUCCUGAUGGAGUACAGCCAGCGCAGCGGGAACCCCAUCGAGUUCAUCGUCACUGGGCAGGCAGGCCCACCACAUGACCCAAGGUUCAUGUACAGGGUGAAGGUUGGAGAGAACUUGUUUACAGAGGCCUCAGCUCCCAGCAAGAAGGCCGCCCGCCAGCUGGCAGCAGAGGAGGCCGUAAAAGAAUUAAUGGCUGAUGGGAGACUGCAGCUCAACAAGCCUCAGUUGCCCCUGGGCUCUUCCAGUGACAGUGAUGCUAGUGGUACUGCGACGACGUGUCCCUCUUUGCCACCUCUGACUGCAGAUGAGUUGCGAGCAGCACACGAGGCAGGAGUUGGAGAUCUUAUUAACCACUUGAACAACAACGCAGUGUCAGGUCUUCUGGAAUAUGCUAGAGCGCGGGGCUUUGCCGCUGAGAUUCGACUAGUGGGCCAGUCUGGACCACCGCAUGAGCCUAAGUUCACCUACCAGGCCAAGCUGGGUGGACGCUGGUUCCCUCCAGUGUGUGCGUCCAACAAGAAGCAGGGAAAACAGGAAGCAGCAGAUGCAGCUCUACGGGUUCUAAUUGGAGAGGCUGAGAGAGCAGCCCGCACUGGGGAGCUCAUCCCAGCUGAGCUUCCAGUGAGUGGCAGCACUUUGCAUGACCAGAUAGCAAUGUUGAGUCACCAGCGUUUCAACGCCCUGACCACACGUAUCCAGCACAGCCUUCUGGGACGCAAGAUUCUGGCCACCGUCGUCAUGAGGAGGGGGGAGGGCCUGGGCACUGUUGUCAGCCUGGGAACUGGUAAUCGAUGUGUUAAAGGGGAGGAGCUAAGCCUUAAAGGGGACACUGUUAAUGAUUGCCACGCUGAAAUCAUCUCCAGAAGGGGAUUUGUUCGGUUUCUAUACAUUGAGCUGCUCAAGCAUUAUGAGAACACAGAUGACAGUAUAUUUGAGGCAGUGGAUAAUGAGAAACUGCAAAUCAAAUCUGACAUCACCUUUCACCUUUACAUCAGCACGGCACCUUGUGGGGACGGUGCUCUGUUUGACAAGUCAUGCAGUGAGGCAGGAGAUGAAGACGAGGGUCAUCAACCUCUGUUUGAGAAUGCUAAGCAGGGAAAGCUCCGCACUAAAGUCGAGAACGGUGAGGGCACCAUCCCAGUGGAGUCAAGUGCCAUUGUGCCCACGUGGGACGGCAUCCAGCACGGGGAGAGGCUGCGAACCAUGAGUUGCAGCGAUAAGAUCUUGCGCUGGAACGUGUUGGGUCUGCAGGGAGCACUGCUCACCCAUUUCCUGCAUCCAAUCUACCUGAAGUCAAUCACGCUCGGCUACCUGUACAGCCACGGUCACCUCACUCGUGCUGUUUGCUGUCGGCUGGCCAGAGACGGUGAAGCGUUCACCCAAAGUCUCCCUCCUCCCUUCAAGCUAAAUCACCCAGAGGUCGGCAGGGUGAGUGUGUACGACUCCACACGGCACACAGGCAAGACCAAGGAGUCGAGUGUGAACUGGAGCUUUCCAGACCAGCAAAGCGUCGAGGUGCUGGAUGGCACCAAGGGCAAACUGGAUGGAUAUGGGAACAAACUCUGUGUGUCCAGAGUGUCCAAGUCCAACCUGUUCUGCCUGUUCCGCUCUGUGUGUGAGCGUAGUGGCCGCACUGACCUCCUCGCACUGCCCUGCUACUCCCAGGCCAAGUUGUUGGCCUUGUCCUUCCAGCUAACCAAGCAGCAUUUCUUCCGAGCUCUGAGCAACCACGGCUACGGCGCCUGGAUCGGCAAGCCGCUGGAAGAGAAGAGCUUUGAGUCAGGGGAGGGGAACCGGAACAAUGGAGCAAGUGUCCCUGUGGGAUACGGCAGCAGUAGAAAUGGAGCAGCAGUGGAGAUCAAGCCAGAGGACGCAUAGAACGGUGCUUUAUUAAGUCGGUGAUGUAAAUAUGUGGGGAGAAGAAACUUGCACACGGCAAGGGUGGACGUGAUUGAAACAAGACAAUCAAACCAUGCGUAGGCAGCAGCCACAAGUGCAUCUUCUGAUGGACAUGGUUAAAGGCUGCGGAGGAAGAGGAUUGGAAAGAGACAUAAUAGAAGAGGAAGAUUGCAAGGGUAAAGCUUGAAGGAUGAGUGGGGUCAAAGGAGACAGACGGAGCUGUACAGAACAAUGUAAACUGCACACGAAGAAGGAAUUAGUUUGAAGUCAGGGAAUCACCAUGGUAAACACUGCUACACGUCUGGGUCGUAUUAGUUUGCAAAACAAUUACUUAUUUGUUUCCUGUAUACAGUUUAUACCCUUGGCUUGGUUUCCUGCCAUUUGUUCUUUCUUUUCUGUUCUACUUGAUACGUAAACUAAUGUUGCAUAUGUUUUGACUAUUGCAAGUGCAGUUUGGACCCAGGUGACUUGGCCUCUUUAAACUGCUGUUGUCUAGUUUUGCCAUGAGAACUUAAGUGGCUGACAUGUGCUGCUAAUUGGCAUUCAACCUAAUAUGACCCACCAUUGUAGCAGUGUGAUUGUUAACUGUGAUUAAGUUAAUUUACAUUAACAUCCUCGAUCAUGUAGUGCUCAUUAUUGUUUCUGCUCCCUACGUUCUGCUGCGUUGAAAUACAAGCAGCUGCUUUUUGAACAGCAAGCAAUCAGACGCUCUCAGCAGGAAUCUUGAUUGAAUGAUCGAUCACCCGAGAUGGAUGUCACGAGUAAACUAGUCCUUGCUCAGCACAACUUUCACUGGACAAAAGAACCCCAAUACCAACUUUUACUCUGAUCGGUGACUAACCAAACAUUCACGGUUCAACAUUUGAGGCUUGAGCUCCUGAAGCCUUCGACCAGGAGGCCCCUUUAAACUAACUGUACACCCUCAGCUGUUCAGCCAUCCAUAUGGUGUUGUCAUGGUUACCAAUAGCAUAGCAUAUGCCAGAGUGAUCAAUCCCAUAAUUUAUUUUUUAUAGAAUUACUGAUGUCAGGACCUCCCCAAAAGUACAAUAUUUCGGUUAUUGCUUGUGUAUUUCUACUGUUAUCUUCACUUCUGGCAACAAUGUUCAUAAGUAGCUGGCCAUGCAAUCAAAUCCUGGAGAGUAUCAACUGUCCUGCAUAUCGUUUAAAUGGUUUCAAUUGAGUUUUUUCAUCUUGAUACGAACAGGCUUUUAGGUUUUCUUGUAUGGCCAGUUUCUGAGGACUGCUAGGUGAGGACAGUUUUGUUAUCGGAGAGUGUGUAGUCUGUGCUUUAUUUUCUUAUGUAGAUGGAUGGUGCAAUAUAUACAUCGGGUAUAUACAAAUACAUGGUCACGCAGAUGUUACAGUGGGGUCCAAAAGCCCAGUUCCAAAAACUCAGAACUAACAGAAAUGUAAACACAAAAUAUUGCAUAUUGUUGUUUUUAUGAAGGAAGUGAAAGAAAUUAGCUUGAUGAUACAAUGUGUGUUGUUUGAGGUCAGGUCACUAGAGAGGGAAAGCACUCCCAUACUUCAAACUUUUUUUUUUGUUGUUGCUUUUGAUUGUAAAAGCCAUUGUUUUGAUGGAAAAGGAAGGUUUUAAGCUAAGUAAUGAUAGGCCUCUAUCUGGUCUUAGCUCUCCUACUGCAGCCCUAAAGUCAAGUUUUAAUUGAGGACUUUGCGCCUGUCUUCAGCAGUGGUUCAUGAUAUUGUCUGAAUAAAGACAUUAGACUCCGACUCAACAAGUCGACAAAGUCCUUUAUCAGAAUUACACAUGAGACGUAAUGGAGAAAAAUAUAUACAUUUUUUUAGUAUUUCUUUUGCAGUUUUUUUUUAAUGAUUGCAUUCAUUUGAUGGUUACCAGCUUUUGUGUUUUUGAAUAUAAAGCUUUAAGAGAAGAACAGUUGUUUUUAUCAUUAAAAUUGAAUGGUUCUUGGUAGUGGACUUUUGGACCCCACUGUAUGCAAACAGAUGUUUUUGUAUAAAGAUGUCUGUGUGUAUGUAUUGGUGUAAUUUUUUUAUGUAUAUAUUUUAUAAAUCAUCUACAGCUGUAUUUCUAUGUUUUAAUUAAACUGCAAAGAACUAUGCUUUUUUUUUUUUACUAAUGUUUGGAUAAUUUUAAGAAAAUAAUUAAAAUGUGAGUGUCAGUGACUUUUAUUUAUUCGCAAGGCAAAGUUUUUAAUUACAUUAAUGCAGACACGAUGAUGGGAAAAAUCUGUUCUAGUCUUGAUGGUUUGACUGAGUAUUAGAGGCACAUUUUUACAGCAGGGGCGCCUUUCCUCAGGGUGGCGUUCAGGGCCAGUCUGGCCUCUAAAGAGCAGAUUGCAAUGCACCAAAGGAUCAGCAGAUGGAAACCUGUCCUCACCUUGGGCAGGAAUGUGUGUGUGUGUGUGUGUGUGUGCACGAAAGGCUACAUGAAAUCAGCCCCUGGUGAUACUCAAGAUCUGUUCAGCACUGACAUUGGUUUUAGUCAUGAAGUAGUACCUUAUGUUGCGUAGGCUCCUUAAAUUCAUUACAUUAUUUUUCAAGCUUACGAAAUGUUUAUCCUUUUGCUUUCAUUUUUAGGCGAUGUAAGUAGUAUAUUUGAUUCAACUUGAUCAGUGCACGCAGCAAAUAGCAAUCAAAAGGGUUUACAUAGAUAUGUGAAGAUGAACAAUAGACCAUUUGGGAAGUGAUGUAUACAAAAUAAUAUAAAAGAUGUAAAGCAGCUCAUGAUAAUGAAGAUGAGGAUCAACGUCAAAAGGUUUUUUAUUGGAAGAAACCGUGCUGCAAAAGCCCAGUGAGACUCCACGCUGUCUAUGCUGUGUCUGCAUGUGAAGCAGUAACACUGUCAUUGGCUGUGAUGUCUCACUAACAAAGAGUGAUAUUCAGUGUCUUAAUUGGGAAUCAGUUCUGUGUAGCAUUAGGUCCGGUAUUGUCUUCGGUUCAACAGUAAUUUCUGUCAGGGACAGGAUUAUGGCAGCAAUACUGCCAGCCAAUCAGUGUAGUGCCUUGUAAAUACAUGUAUUGUUAAUGAUGGGGGGCAUGAACGGCUCAUUUCAUUAGAUGAGGCUGUCCAACAGGGGAAUCCCAACACUAUCAAUGUGUUUGCCGAUACCCCGACACAUGAUUACAGUUUGCGCUAAGAAAUUAAUUAAUGAGGUUCCCAUUCAAGUUGGUAAUAAUUAUAUAAACAUGUGUAAACAUAUGGAUGUGUUUGUGUUGGCCAAAUGAUCUGUGUACAAUAGUGAGGGCUUGUUUCAAUCAGGAUCUCUCCCAUCAAGUUGGAUUCAUACGGUUAUGUAUUUUGAAUGAUGGGAGGGCAAGACUUAUGAUGGAAUGAGAAGAGUAAAGCACGAUAGAGGGAAGGAUGGAUAAGUGGAACGGGCUGCAUGGAGUGAAAUAUUAGUCCAGACUGAGGGGUUUAAACGAGGCACUCAAUGCUCUUCAAUGGAAAUAAAUGAGAGGAGAAAGAGGGAAUACAUGAAGGUUGAGUGGGGAGAGACAUGUCCAUCAGACAGGAGGGAUGGAGCCUCAAGUCCACUAAGCAUCGACUAAAGAGACGUUGAAUAAAUGGUGCAUAGUGGCAA
Molecule: messenger RNA, 8224 nt
Organism: Cyclopterus lumpus (lumpfish)
Lineage: Eukaryota; Metazoa; Chordata; Actinopteri; Perciformes; Cyclopteridae
Gene: adar
Product: adenosine deaminase RNA specific
Exons: 16
Coding region: 474-4640 (1388 amino acids)
Biological process (GO): adenosine to inosine editing; RNA processing
Cellular component (GO): nucleolus; cytoplasm
Molecular function (GO): double-stranded RNA adenosine deaminase activity; tRNA-specific adenosine deaminase activity; double-stranded RNA binding
Source: RefSeq, a predicted model, not a curated record